GAUUAGGCAGUCAAUUUAUGGCAGGGUCUAUACAUUGCUUGUAUCCCGAUGAUAAAAAAUCAUCAAUAAAUUCGUAGCUGAUGUACUCAAGAACACGAAGCGUAUCAUAGCACUUUAUUAAUAAUACAUUAUUCUUCAGUGUUUGGAUGCUUAAAACGGAUGGCCUUGUUGUCAGAUCCUAUGUUAAAUGAGGACAUAUAGCAGAACAUAUCUGCUUUUAUAGGAAAGUCUUUCUGUGGAGAAGUAAGGAAUAUUGACAAUGGCAACUGAGGAUAAAGACGGAAGACAGCCUCGGGUUGUUGCUAUUGCUAUAGAUAAUAGUGAUUAUGCAGAAAAAGCUUUUGAUUGGUACUUAGAAAAAAUAAGACGAGAUGAUGACGUCAUUGUUCUUAUUCACAUUCCGGAGUCCUAUGACUUUUCUUUGGCUAGAGAGUGGUCGCCCGUGACUCUUCAGAAGGAAGCGUUCGAUUUCACAAUACCAAGUCCAGGUGUUAUGAGACAACUCUUGGAUGAAUUAGAGAAAAGCGUGAAGGCAUUAGAGGAUAAAUUCGCUGAAAAAGUCAAGGCUUACGGGAUUGAUGGGAAGUUUCGCACUGGCGCAGGAAAACCAGGGGAGGCUAUCAUAAAAAUAGCAAAAGAAGAGAAUGCUACAAUGAUAAUCACAGGCACGAGAGGACUGGGAAAGAUUCGUCGGACUGUGCUUGGUAGCGUGAGUGAUUACGUCAUACACCACUCACCUGUGCCUGUUCUUGUAUGUCGAAUGUGAUUUACUUACCUGAAAUGUUCACUCAUCUUCAGAAUAAACUGUUUGUCAUCACUGUCUUAAUCAGUUUUUUCCGUAUUUUAUUGUUAUAUUUUUUCUUGAUUCCAACAAUGAAUUAAAUACAUGUAAGUCAAAUGAUAUGCUUUAAUAAACAUUCAAAUAAUGA
This is a messenger RNA of Saccostrea cuccullata (small rock oyster), 929 nucleotides long. Its product is annotated as universal stress protein in QAH/OAS sulfhydrylase 3'region-like. The transcript has 6 exons. NCBI's taxonomy places the organism in Eukaryota, Metazoa, Mollusca, Bivalvia, Ostreida, Ostreidae. Bases 260 to 766 code for a protein of 168 amino acids. The record is from RefSeq and is a predicted model, not a curated record.